Molecule: messenger RNA, 249 nt
Organism: Blumeria graminis f. sp. triticale
Lineage: Eukaryota; Fungi; Ascomycota; Leotiomycetes; Helotiales; Erysiphaceae
Source: the annotation of a GenBank genome assembly
AUGGACAGAAGACCAAAUACUGAACGCCUUACAAGAAGAUUCAGCAUUUUCAUUCACAUUGCCAACAUAUCAUUCAAAAUAAAUUCCAAUCCUGAUCUCUACAAAGUUGCAUACUAUAACAGUCAAAAGAAGAUCACAAAUAUCCCACCUCCACCAUCAACUAGCAUCAGCAACACGAAAACCUCAGCUUUCGCUCCUCCUAAUAGCAACUACCCUCAACCAAACCCUGUCAAGAUCCUACACCAAUGA